AUGGUCAUCAGUUCCACUGCCAUCGCGGCAUCGAUCUCACGCCCGCCCUUGGACCCCUUACUUCGACGAGAAAGCUUCGCGGGCGCGCCCACAGUGACGGGCCCCUCAACGGCAGCUCGGCCCGAAGUUGUGCCGGGGUCGGCCUCGUAUCCAGGCGCCUAUAUCAACUCCACCUCGGAACCUCAUCAAAUUUACCGACGCCAAUCCACUUUGAACUCGUUCCCUACAUUGCCUUCGAGAUUUGAAUCGGACUUACCUUCGCGUCGAACGCAGUCCAUGUCCGGCCCGUCCGGUGGACUCCGCCCAGGUUCUUCGAUGACAACCUCCGCGACCUCCGCGCAGGUCUAUGCUCGGUUGUACGAGACGUUGGUGGAAAAGUGGGCCGAACGUGCGAGGUCGAUCGCUGCUAGCUCCCCUCGUGACCAGGCCGACCAACGGCUACCAAGCGUCGAAAGUGAGAACUCGCCAACGAGGAAACGCCGCCAAGAGGAGGAGGAUAUCGUCGACAGCGACUCGACAGUGGAGGCGAGUUCUUCAGCAAAGAAGGCACGACUUGAGGAAGAGGAAGAAAAUUUGGAUGCGAUCAAGGAGGGCGAAGAGGAGAUGAUUAUGGGCGGGGCCUCGGGCCAACCGAAGGCAGAAGUUCAAGAGCGACCCUGCUCCGCACCACCACUGUUGCCCUCCCCCAUGACGCGGUCAAAGACGAAGCUCGCCAACUCUGCUGCACCGGACGACGCUUUAAGAAGGUCCAUCUCACCUCUGGGUAAAUCCCACAAGCUUGCACCCCGCCGAGCUGCGUCACCACUCGUUCUCUGCCGUCGCAUCAUCGCUUCUCGUCGUGACUCCGCAACAGGGGUUAAGUCCACGCGGCACCAGCCCGUGGUCGAAGGUCCUCGCCACUGCACUAGCACAAUACCUUGUCGCUCUGAGGCACUCCUGGGUGUUCUCAAGAGCUUCGAGCUUGUCUUGCAGACUCGUGCCCAAGGAUGGAGGUUGCUAGCUGUUGAAGGGGACAAGAUUGAGCUGCGCCGAGGGGGACCGUGA
Molecule: messenger RNA, 1044 nt
Organism: Microbotryum saponariae
Lineage: Eukaryota; Fungi; Basidiomycota; Microbotryomycetes; Microbotryales; Microbotryaceae
Source: the annotation of a GenBank genome assembly